CGCCGCUACAGUGCUCCCCUUUUCACUUCCUCUUCCUCUUCUCAGCACAGAGAGAGAGCCUAUGUGCGGUGGUGGUGCUAUCGCGCCGUUUCCCGAUAUCGUUCGGCAACAGUUUGGCAGAUAAUAAACGGACGAGAUCGACGCUGAUUCACUGAAGAGCUUCUGGCUGGCUCAUCAUGUUCGCCAAGUCCCGAGGCAGCAGCGCGGCGCCGUGCGAUUUGCUUCCCGAUCCGAUACGCAACACGUAUGAGAUCGGCAAGCAGUCCGCUACCGCCGGACCGGAGAACGUCUGGCGCAUAUACGACGGCUAUCGGAAAAAGGACAGGAUGGAAGUCUCGAUCUUCCUAUUCGACAAACGGUCCGUCGAGAAGCUGCACAAGCCGAAACGCCGGGAAACGGUCACGGACAUAUUGCGCGCGGGCGCCGCCCGGAUGGAGAGGUACUCGCAUCCGAAGCUUCUUCAGGCGUACAAAGUGGAGGAGUGCGCGGACACGUUGGCCUUCGCGUCAGAGCCGGUCCUCGCCAGCCUGGCAAACGUCCUAGCAUACAAGGAGCAAGUAGCGAACGCACUCGCGGCGCAAUCCUCGGGUCCGAUGAGCAAGCAGAACCACCCUCCAACCACCAGCCACCACCGUUCGACCUUCGUCAAGGAGUACGAGCUGCACGAGCUAGAAGUCAAGUACGGACUCCUGCAGAUCACGGAGGCUCUGUUAUUUCUUCACGGCAACUGUAAAUUUCUCCAUAGAAAUGUUUGCCCGACGAGUAUCAUUAUCACAAAAAGGGGCACCUGGAAGUUGUCGGGCUUCGAGUUUAUCGAGAGUGCCAAGGAAAUACCGAUAACUGUUCAAUCGUGGACGAAGCACAUGCCAAAAAUGACUCAGCCGAAUCUCGAUUACACAGCGCCAGAGGUGCAGCAGAAAAAGCUCGCGAGCUUCUCCAGCGACAUGUACAGUCUAGGCAUGACGAUAUGCGCGAUUUAUAAUCAGGGCCGGCCACUGAUACAGGCAAAUCACAGCUGCUCGGAUUAUCUCAAACAACUCGAGACCCUUGACGAUCAAGUCGCCGUUAUUUUGCCGCUGAUACCGAUGCCACUUCGAGAAGCUGUGACGCGACUCUUACACAAGGACCUCAACCUCAGGCCAACCGCGCAAGUUUUGACUAUGAUCAAAUUCUUUCAAGAUCCGUUUGUGCACGCUCUGCAAUUUCUUGACGUUAGCAAGAUGAAGGACGUUCAUCAGAAGGAGCACUUUUAUACGACGACUUUGAGAGAUAUUUUGCCAUACAUGCCAAAGAAACUCUGGUAUCAGCACAUCUGGACGUAUCUUCACGCGGAGCUGCAGACGCAGGAAGUGUUGUCGGCCGUGUUGCAGCCCAUGCUGUACAUCGUCCAGAGCAGCACGAAGGAGGAAUACGAACGGAUCGUGUUUCCCACGCUUAAACCUCUCUUCACCAAUCGAAAGUCAAUUCAGGGAACUGUGACCCUGCUGGAGAAUCUGCACAUCAUCCUAGAGAAGACGCCCCAGGAAUAUGAGCGCGAGGUGCUCUCGAUGCUAUACAUGUCCUUCGAAAAUUCGACCAUUCAAGUGCGAACAGCCGCGUUCGUGGCCGUGGCUCAUGUGACAAAUUAUCUCGAGGAUGACGCCAUACGUAACGUAGUGCUACCGAAACUGUUGGAAGCCUUCGAGAACAAUUCGGCAAAUGCUCGGGUGUUGAUGGACGUAAUUCCGUGCAUCCUGAACCGUCUUGAGAAACAGAAGAUCAUCGACUGUAUCCUACCGCUGCUCUGUAAAGUCAAGCUGCAAGAACCCGAGAUCGUCGUGCGGGUUGUAAAUAUUUACAGGCUGAUGCUAACCGACAAGAAAUUUGGAUUGUCAGUUAAUUGGAUGGCGACACAUGCAAUGCCUUCUCUACUACCGCAAACCGUGAAUCCGAAGUUGAAUCUCGAGCAAUUUAUACUGCUUCUUGAGGUGCUGCAGGAUAUGCUGAACAAUAUCGAGAGAAAUCAGAGGAACAAGCUGACGCUCGACAAUCUCUCUUUACCGAGCCCCGACAAGUCUCGACCUCUGCGACAUCAGUACAGCACUGACAACGUACACGUACCGGCGUUUAACAUCCCGAAUUUGCGCAUCGAACAACGCAAGACUUCAUCGGCCGAGGAUAUGGCCAGAAAGAAUAGCAUCGGAUCCAUAUCGGCAUCUGCAGAAAAUAUGGCGCGGAAAAGUUCGAUGGCCGCGGUGUUUGGCGGAUUAUUCACCUCGCCGUCGGCCAACGACAGUAACUUUCUGCGGGUCGCCAAUACGUUCACCAGCAGACGACUGUCCGACAACACCCUGAUGACACCAAAGAUACGGAUCGCACCAUCCUGCGCGAGUUCACCAGGCGGGACGCCCGGCACCGGCGGCGGCGGCGGCCUACCGAUCCGUCGGCACUCCAGCACCGGUCCCCAGGAACGACGCGGGUCCAAUUUAUCCCCGCCCACCCUGAUCGGAAACGAUAUGCCGAUUACGAGUAGCAGCGUGCCCUAUCUACUCAGUUCGAGCCUGAACAGCAUUCGCGGCUCAAGACGGCCGUCCGUGUCCUCGACAUCGUCGCAGCAGGGACUUGGGCUACUGCAACACGUUGGCUCCAGCAUGGUAAGACAACUACCCCCCAUCUGCCUGAACCUGAAUGGACCACCACCACCACCAACACUCUCUCCAUCACUCCAGCUACCGGGACAGCAUUCCCACUGACCCUCCGUUACAGUUAUCAGUUCUUCAAUAGACAACCCGAAGCGUCAAGUGCCAACGAUCGUCACUGAACGAAGCUCGGACAAAAUCGCGGUGGUUGUGGAGUCUCUAACUAGCGCGCGCCGAUCCCCUUGUACGCUUGGUCAAUCGUAAAGAAACAAGGAGGAGAUGACGAUGAGAAUCGCGCGGAGACUCUCGUCCAAGGACACGUCCCAGCGAAUGAGGCGUGACACCGACUCUGCUUUAAUUGGCCUCGAGAUCGCGAAUAAACGCGAGGAUCUUUCUCCGGAGAUCGGCGAUUCGACCUACGCCCCGGGAAUAGAUCGAGUUAGAGAGAAAUGGAAAGCAGCACUCGCUGCGAAUUAUUCUGGCCAGAUCCGGACUGGGCGAGCGAGCGAACGAGCGAGCUGACGAGCGCAAACUAGCUUCGGUGAGUACUUCCCGUUUGUGCUCGUCGAGACAAGCCGCACAGUCGCGUUUGUUCGCGGUUGCUCGCUCGGUCCGGGUCUCCCUUAACGCGCGUACAAUCUGACCUAAUAAUAUAUACGUAUAGAUACAUAUAAUUAUACUCUUCGCGGCCGACAGGAUCGCGGAUUGAUGGCCGCAAAUUAGCCCGAGGAAACUCCUCCCCUUCCCUCCUCUCUUAAGCCGGGCUAAUACUCGCAUCGUGUGCAUUUCUGCAUACAUAUAUCACUCUCGCUGUCACAUAGUGGCGACGGAGGAUUCAGGGAUAGAUGAUUUGGAAGUACGUGUAUGUACAAUGGGCGUGAACAUCCGGGAUACGUCAGAAGGUGCCGACCAACUCCAUAAACUCGACUAGUUAUUGCAACGGUUGAUCACUAAUUCAUUAAAAUUAAUUACUGGCGUUGACUACCGAUCGAUGCAAAUCUAAUUUGAUGCUUUGCAUGUUAUCACUUUGCUUCUUACGUCCCCUAGCGGAAAAAAUUUCUAUAAAUAACUACAACAAGUUGACUUGAAAUUUGUAGAAACUUUUGUAUCUUCGUUGAAACAUUAAUUUUGUUGUAAAAAUGUCUACGAAAUAGCGCCACAAAUUACAACGUUCUCAAAUCAAGAAAUUAUUGCAAGUGGUAUUUCAUGAAAAUGUACAAUUUUGUAAAGAUUAGUACAAAACUUUACUAGUUUAAAAAAUUUGAGAAACAACAAAAUCUUGAGGAAUUAAAGCAUCUGCUUACUCGUAGAAUAUUACAAAAAUUAACAAAAGUGUUCCGACUCCAGUAUUUUUAUGUUGAUUUUUUUGUAA
Molecule: messenger RNA, 3990 nt
Organism: Vollenhovia emeryi
Lineage: Eukaryota; Metazoa; Arthropoda; Insecta; Hymenoptera; Formicidae
Gene: bma
Product: SCY1-like protein 2
Exons: 17
Coding region: 177-2732 (851 amino acids)
Biological process (GO): protein phosphorylation
Molecular function (GO): ATP binding; protein kinase activity
Source: RefSeq, a predicted model, not a curated record